UUCGCUGCAAGCUUUGUAGCGCUGCGGUCGCUAACGUACAAUUAUUGCCGCAACAGCAUCGUUACCGACAUCAGCUUGAUAUCGCUGACAAUGCAGCUGAGUUUUAGAAUGCUUUCAACUGAAAGUCGAGCGUAGACCCACUAUGUGCGCUAUAUGCUACAGCGUUUCAGCAUAAAAGCAGCGGAAGAGCCCGCAAGUGUUGCCGCAGUUGGCGCGCUAUGGGUAGUAGUGUGGGACGGUGCAGCGAUAAAAGUACUGCAGUUGAGUGAAGUUGCGAAAGUGCGGUGUGCCUUUGAUAGGCAGGAAAGAGACGAACGCCGCUGGUUUUCGUUUUCGUGAAUGCCCCGAGGAUCGUUGCCAGCAAUGCCGCACAGCAGUAACCUUGCGCUCACCGUGGCAUGUCACUUCGUGUGCCUCUGUGCAGUUGGCAUACCUGUCCUUGUCCUCUUCCUGGCUGGCAAGCCAUUUAAGCGUGGCUUCUUCUGCGAUGAUGAAUCACUGAGGUACCCAUUUCGUGACUCCACCGUCACAUCUCCAAUGCUCUACACCUAUGGCAUUCUCAUACCUAUUGUCACGAUGAUUGUGCUGGAGGGAACGCGAACCAAACUGCGUGUGCCUGAGACGAUCACCACGAGCAAUAAACUGCUGUUCAAAUGGAAGGUGCCACCAUCACUACAGGUAUGGACAUUGUUUUGUACACAUUGGCACAAGCUUUUCAGAGGAAUAGAGAGGUUCACGUCUUUAUGUUGAGCAUUUAUUCUGCACUGUAUCAAGAAAUAAACUUUCACUUGUCAGUGCACCUGGUGAUUGUCUUGCUGUUUUCGUUGUCCUUCAAAUUCUUUGGUGCCACUUCCAAGCCAUGCAAGCCAUCCUAAAGUACCUCGCUUCCUCACCCGAGCUAGCUUGCCUGAAGAGGACGUGCAGGCACCAUAACUCUUCCUUUGGGAACCC
Messenger RNA from Dermacentor silvarum, 951 nucleotides. Its product is annotated as putative phosphatidate phosphatase. The record is from RefSeq and is a predicted model, not a curated record. Gene Ontology annotation, molecular function: phosphatidate phosphatase activity. Gene Ontology annotation, biological process: signal transduction; phospholipid metabolic process; phospholipid dephosphorylation. The transcript is spliced from 3 exons. NCBI's taxonomy places the organism in Eukaryota, Metazoa, Arthropoda, Arachnida, Ixodida, Ixodidae. The coding region runs from base 340 to 750 and encodes 136 amino acids.